Molecule: messenger RNA, 2085 nt
Organism: Penicillium griseofulvum
Lineage: Eukaryota; Fungi; Ascomycota; Eurotiomycetes; Eurotiales; Aspergillaceae
Gene: cprA
Product: NADPH--hemoprotein reductase cprA
Exons: 2
Coding region: 1-2085 (694 amino acids)
Cellular component (GO): cytosol
Molecular function (GO): FMN binding; flavin adenine dinucleotide binding; NADPH-hemoprotein reductase activity
Source: RefSeq, a predicted model, not a curated record
AUGGCGCAACUGGACACCCUCGAUUUGGUCGUCUUGGUGGCACUCUUGGUGGGUAGCGUUGCCUACUUCACUAAGGGUAGCUACUGGGCCGUCCCCAAGGACCCGUAUGCCUCGAGCGCUGCCCUGAAUGGAGCCGCGAAGAGCGGCAAAACCCGUGAUAUCGUGGAGAAGAUGGAGGAGACAGGCAAGAACUGUGUCAUCUUCUACGGUUCCCAGACUGGUACCGCGGAGGAUUACGCAUCUCGACUCGCAAAGGAAGGAUCUCAGCGCUUCGGCCUGAAGACUAUGGUCGCCGAUAUUGAGGAUUAUGAUUACGAGAACCUGGACAAAUUCCCCGAUGACAAGGUCGCGUUUUUCGUGCUGGCCACCUACGGUGAGGGUGAACCUACCGACAACGCUGUAGAGUUCUACCAGUUUUUCACCGGUGAGGAUGUCGCCUUUGAGAGCGGCGCCUCCGCUGAAGAUAAGCCCCUGUCCUCGAUGAAGUAUGUCGCAUUCGGUUUGGGUAACAAUACCUAUGAGCACUACAACGCCAUGGUCCGUCAGGUCGAUACUGCUCUGACCAAACUUGGCGCGAAACGCAUUGGAACUGCUGGUGAGGGCGACGAUGGCGCCGGCACUAUGGAAGAAGAUUUCCUGGCCUGGAAGGAGCCCAUGUGGACUGCCCUCUCAGAAGCCAUGGAUCUCCAGGAACGUGAAGCUGUCUACGAAGCCGUGUUCUCCGUCGUCGAGGAUGCUGAGAAAUCCGCCGACGAGGAGUCUGUCUACCUGGGUGAGCCUACUGCCUCCCACCGUGAUGGUAGCGCGAAGGGUCCCUUCUCCGCGCAUAACCCCUACAUUGCCCCCAUUGUCGAAUCCUCGGAAUUGUUCACUGUCAAGGACCGUAACUGCCUGCACAUGGAAAUCAGCAUCGCCGGUAGCAACCUUAGCUACCAGACUGGUGAUCACAUCGCUAUCUGGCCCACAAACGCUGGCGCCGAGGUCGAUCGCUUCCUUGAAGUCUUUGGACUCGGGGAGAAGCGCCACUCGGUGAUCAACGUCAAGGGUAUCGAUGUCACGGCUAAGGUCCCUAUUCCGACCCCGACCACCUAUGAUGCUGCUGUCCGCUACUACAUGGAAGUGUGUGCCCCCGUCUCUCGUCAGUUUGUCUCGACUCUCGCUCCGUUCGCUCCCGAUGAGGAGAGCAAAACCGAGAUUGUGCGCUUGGGUAACGACAAAGAUUACUUCCACGAGAAGAUCACCAACCAAUGCUUCACCAUUGCUCAGGCGCUGCAAAGCAUCACCUCUAAGCCGUUCACUGCCGUUCCCUUCUCGCUGCUGAUUGAAGGCAUUAACAAACUUCAACCCCGGUACUACUCUAUUUCGUCUUCAUCUCUGGUUCAAAAGGAUAAGAUUAGCAUCACAGCUGUCGUCGAGUCUGUUCGUCUGCCGGGUGCCUCGCACAUAGUCAAGGGUGUCACCACCAACUAUCUCUUGGCUCUCAAGCAGAAGCAGAACGGCGACCCGUCUCCCGAUCCUCACGGCCUUACUUAUUCGAUCAACGGUCCUCGCAACAAGUACGAUGGUAUCCACGUUCCUGUCCAUGUUCGUCACUCCAACUUCAAGUUGCCUUCCGACCCAUCCAAGCCCAUUAUCAUGGUUGGUCCCGGUACUGGUGUUGCGCCUUUCCGUGGUUUCAUCCAGGAACGCGCUGCUCUGGCUGCCAAGGGUGAGAAGGUUGGCACAACACUUUUGUUCUUUGGAUGCCGCAAGAGCGACGAGGACUUCAUCUACAAGGAUGAAUUCAAGACCUUCCAAGACCAGAUGGGUGACUCCCUGAAGAUUAUUACUGCCUUCUCCCGUGAGGGACCCCAGAAGGUAUACGUCCAGCACCGUCUGAAGGAGAACGCCGAGCUUGUCAGCGACCUGCUCAAGCAAAAGGCCAACUUCUACGUCUGCGGUGACGCUGCCAACAUGGCCCGCGAGGUCAACCUGGUCCUCGGCCACAUCAUUGCCGACCAACGGGGUUUGCCCGCUGAGAAGGGUGAGGAGAUGGUCAAGCACAUGCGUAGCAGCGGCAGUUACCAGGAGGACGUCUGGUCAUGA